GCUUGAAUCGAACAGAGCAUUCUCUCUUACACUGGAACGGUUUCGAUAUCGUUUCGUUAGCGAUUUCAUUGAAUUAAUCCGUGUGACCUCGCUGGAAAUAUAGCACUGAUACUGAGCAAUGAAUGGUGUUUAUAUUUACUCGUCAGCGUAGAGUUGGCAUUCUUCGGUCUAGACGCUGGUAUGGAUAGAGGGAUUCCGUUUUAGCUUACAUAUUGCACAAUUUAUAAAUACACAGCUUUUAUUUUUAAUCUGGAUCGUACAAACGGUGAGGAUGUAAAGUGGUUUCAAACGUUGUGUUGCGUCAGUAUCUAGGAGAAACGAGGAAUGUAAAAUCUUAACGCUCCAAGAUGACGUAACCCGAGCCAGAAAGCCGUGAUCAUCACGCCGGUACAUGUGUACGCAUCACUCGGACUUCCUGCUGGCAACAAAGUUUGAAUAAUCUUGACUUCCGAGCCUGUGUAGACGAAUGACACGGCCUGUGUCGGAGCAUCCAUAUACACUAGACGACUAGUAGGAUAUCAGACGAUAUGGUCAACGAAUCAUCGCUUCAACGAGACCCAUAGCGACGAUGACAGCACAACUAUUAACUACUAAAGGAAAACAAGGAUUCGAUUUUAGUUCACGUCGCUGUGUGUACUGAGAAGGAAGAUUGUGUUUAUUAUUGUGUGUUACGGUCAAUUUCCCUAUUUAUGGGUGAAAAGUGGUUAGUCAUUAUUCCUUUACAAAAUCACGUAUGGAAAAAAAAUGAAUGAAUGACAUUGAGAUUUAUUUUGCGGUUUGGCCGCUGUAGUAGCUCUAUCAGCCAUUGGAUGUCUAAACAUACUUGAAGAGGAGGCUUCAGUGUUCGUAGUUCAUUUGUGUGUCCUCGCCAUUCAUUAAUUUACAGGAGUAUUUAUCUGUUGAAAUAAGCUGGUGUUUUGUGAGAACAACCAGUGAAAUGUAGGGAGUACAAGUGUUUAUCAGGACCCUUUUAUAUUCUACAUGGAUUCACCGUGGAUUAUAUUUCUGUUGUUGCGACAAAUAUGAGCGAUUCCACGUGGAGACUACUGUCCACAGUGGUUCUCAUACUAUUCGUCCUUCUGAUCACAGUGUCCGCGUAUUCUUCAAAGCGCCGGGUCCUUGUCCCAAACUUUUUACCCACAAAAACGAAUGUUACCGUCCAUAUGGGAGAAUUAGCCGUUCUUCAGUGCAAGAUCCGGAAUCUCGGCCCCAAACAGGUUUCCUGGCGAAAAGUAUCCCUGGAUUACCCAUUAACAGUCGGCACAUUAUUGUUCGACAAUCAAGAAGACCUUAGUGUGGACCACAAGAAGCUGAGAGGGAUGGUUACUCAGUAUAACCUCAUCAUCAAAAGGGCGCAGCCUCGACACUCGGGCAAAUAUGAAUGCCAGAUCAGCGCCACCAACAUUCAUACUCAUCAUGUAUACCUUACUGUGUUAGAUUCACCUUUGCACAUUGAACCAGCAAUAAAUAUCCGAGGAACGGAAUAUGUUAGUCGUUAUGAAGAAAUAAGGUUAGAUUGCAACGCAACAGGUGCUGUGCGAGCACCGGACGAUAUUGAUUGGUUCCAUAAUGGUCACAUGAUAGUAAAAGACGAUCUAAGAUGGCGGGGCCGAAUUAGAAUUCACAAAUAUAAACCGGAAGUGCCUGGGAGAUCCCUUAUCAGCAGUUUAGUUAUUGAGUAUAGCCUACUGAGCGACGGUGGGCGAUAUGUUUGUCGGAGCUCUGAUCUGGAGACCGUCAGCAUGGACGUAAAUGUUCUUAACAGUGAAGAAAUGAAGUUAGUGCGCGAUGCAGGAAAAAAUCGGAGAGAUCCGAACAGAAAAGCACCGGAAAAAGACGUGAAUAAAAGAGAAAAGGACACAGUUUCGAGAAGCACUAGUAAAAUGGAUCGGCCAAACGGGACAUCAUCAGGUUCGAGAACUUUCUCAAGUACAUCGAUAUUGAUUAUUCUAUUAACAGUUUGUUCCCUUGUGACGAGGUGACAGACAUAUUGAGUGUGUUCGUUACAUAAUGUUGAUACAUAUUUAGAACUACGUCACAAAACUGUACUACAAAAUACCUCAUAAGGUACAAUUACGGCAGAGCAACAUAUCCUCGUAUGAUGCACUGCAGAAGACGCGUCCGAUGUUUAUUCAAAAUGUGAAUUUGAACUGCAUCCGUCUCAGGCAUCAUGCCACUGAAGGACGCCCUCAGCCAUCCGGAACCCCUCCGAUGUCUAUCAACAGGUUCGAGGAGAUCCGAAGGACUGGCGCAAUUGGAUCGGUGAUAUAUCUUGGUUGUGUUUGACUAAGCAGUGCUGUUGCGGAAUUAUUAAUAGUGUUUACGCGUCAUAUAUCUGUCAUCACCGUGUGUAUGCGCUGAGAGAUUAGACUGCUACUUAUGACGUUUAAGGGAUACAUCAGGCUAAACAAAGCGGUUGUCACUUAAAGUGCUAAGCUAAACAAGAAUCCGCUGAACAAAAUGUUGUGUCUAUCAUAAACUCAAGGAACUGAAAUGUUCUAAUGAAUUAUGUAGGCUUAAGGAAACAUGCAACGAUGCCACAAUUUUAUUUCAUUUUAUUGUUUAUAUGACUACGGGAAUAAAUUCAUCAAAUUCGACGAUGAUUUAACCGCUCAUCAAAACAUCCAUCGUUUCAUAUUCAUUUCAACGUUCGAGUUUUUGUCAUGAUUUUCAUCUUGUGAAUAUUGAAAAUGAAGUAAAAUGAGUAUUUUAUAUGUAAAAACAGAACUUGUUGAAAGUGAAUGCUAUCAAAGAGUAACCUGUGAUAUGCCCUCAGAAGACUGGUAGGUCAUACAUUUCGUCUGCAAAUUAUAAAAACACAACAAACAAUGUAUUAUGACGAAACGAUGACGUGUGAAAGUUGUACAAGUUUACGUUGGGUUAUUGGUUACGCUCCAUAGAUAGCAAGAGCGAUGUCAAGUCUUGGAAUGACAUCAAUUUAGGACAGCAGACCUCAGUAUAUGUAGAAAGAGUGUUUUCGACUGCAAAACACACUAUUAUGCAACCACAUACAAAGCAUGUACAUAGCUACAAUGCUGUCGGAGAGAUAUUUUGUACAUAUUUAUGUUACCAUAGUUAUAAUAGAUAUUUCUCUGAUUCGGAUGUCAUACGCGACCCGUUACCACACCCACACAUUACAAACAUAAUCCUGAACUGAUUAUCGCAUAGGUCCUGUGGUAAGCAUCGUGCCUGUCGGCGAUAGGUAGUGUGUCAUCAGUAUCUGUAUUGGAGUAAGUCUAUAACACAUAUCGUGUAAAUAUUCAAAAUCAGAGAGGUCUGAUUUGGUACUUUGACAGGAAGUGGAGAGUGUACACUUGAGUUACAGUUACUUUCAAAGCUAUAUAUAUAUACAUAUAUAUUAUAUAUUUUAUGUUUGAUUGUUUAAGCAUACGCAUAAGAAGAACGAGGAAGAUUUACGCCCUUAGGACAUGUGAUUUGAACACUACUUGUAUAUCGUGUGUCAGCAGCUGUCACUACAGAACACGUGGUGUUAAUUAUGUACUAUUGAUACAAAAGAGUUCUGUUAUGCCUAUCCAACAACUUAACAUUUGAUGAGCAUAUAAUAUAUAGCAUAACAAUGACCUGGCAACACGCCUCGAAAGAUAACGGAGUCGGUGCUCCUAGAAGGAUAUAAUACACAGUGUACAAUACUACAACUGUACAAUCGUAGUAGUAAUAUAUCAACAACCAAACAAUUGACGUUUGUCCUGUUUGAACGGCAAAACGCGUUGAAGUAUGCAAAAAAUGAAAAUUGUAGAAAUGAAAUUAAAAAGCAAAAACCUAAUUUCAAUACAAAUCAAACUAUAAAACUGUUAACAUAUGAUCGUGUCAUCAUAACACUUUGACAGAAGACUAAACCCAGUGUGAGUUAUUUAAGGAUUAACUUGAAUAUUUGUUUCAUGUUAUGGAGAUACAUAUAUAACACACAAAAAACGGAGUGUGCUCUAAAUAAACCGCGAAGCGGUUAAUGAUGAGAGUACACUCCGUUUUUUUGUGUAAUAGUUCCGUAACAAGAAAAUUAUAUUCAAGUUAAUCUUUAUAAUUUAAUCUACUAUACACAAUCCCUGUAGAAAUCCACUUUUAUAGAUGGAC
Molecule: messenger RNA, 4092 nt
Organism: Mizuhopecten yessoensis (Yesso scallop)
Lineage: Eukaryota; Metazoa; Mollusca; Bivalvia; Pectinida; Pectinidae
Product: zwei Ig domain protein zig-8-like
Exons: 10
Coding region: 1023-1982 (319 amino acids)
Biological process (GO): synapse organization
Cellular component (GO): neuron projection membrane
Source: RefSeq, a predicted model, not a curated record